UGUGUCUCCAUCUUUCUUGUCUCUCUAUCUUGCUCAGAUUUUCCCAUUCACUCAGAAACGGUCAUACUCGCAUAGAUAUCAUUCAUUCUCAUCCUUCUAUGGCCUCUACGCCUUCAUCUGCUCAGUCUGCCGCGGAUGCGGACACUCAUGGCUCUAUUCAAACUACGACUGGCACGCUCGAGCCUGCGCCAGAAGUAUUGCUCACCCGCGGUUACCCAAAGCGGUCGCUCGCUGCACUCGAGACAGAAUUUGUUGAUAACAAUGACAUUAACAGCAUGGCACCUAGCAGCGCCGUCCUUCAGUCCAGCUUUUUGAUCAUGGAUGACGCUCACAAUCUCGAAGAUAAGGUCGAUAAGUCUGAUCAUGUCACUCUUCCUCAAUCGCAGUCUAGCUCAGCACAACCACCACCCAAGCGAGUACGGUAUGGCUCUUUAGAAAAUGAGCCAACGGCGACGGAUUAUGCACUACUUGAACCCAUUAUCCACCCAGACAAAGAUAAUACUAUCCCACGGGCACGACGACACUCUGCAGCAGCCUCGUCUUCCAUUGUGCCAUCCCAAACUUCACAUCCCACCAUGAGCAGGAGACGAUCCUUAGCAGACCUAGUACAUUCUUCUAGUCAACGUCCACCAGUCGUUUUAGAUGAAGCUGAGGCAACAGCGGCAUAUGGAGAGCCCAUUGAUACGUCAUCCCCAUCCUUGGGAAUGGACAUUGAUGCCAGCGAACAGCCCCCUACCCCAGUGAUGUCUAGGUAUCCUGGAUCCUCACAAGUCGCUGCAGGAAUCAAUUCUUCGUCCCCAACAGCGACAGAGUCUAGCAAUACUCCUACGUAUCAACGUCAUGACAGUGAUAAAAACAACGUUCAGACGUCAGUUACUGGAGGAAGAAGCAGUGGCCCUCGUUCUCCCUCCUCAGUUAGGUCACCAUCUUCACUCUUCAUGCCCUCACAACAAUCCCACACGACAGCAAGUCACAGACGAAAUAGUACCUCUGCAAAGAAGGGUUUUCAGCGCCCCGUGCGAAUUCAGCUGCUUGAUAAGGCAGAGUCUGAACAGAUCAGAGAGCAGGCGAGACGCGAUUCAGCUUCCUCGGGAGACCAAGAGCAACGGGAUCGAGACGAUGACAGCGAGACAUUCAUCCCUCAAGAUGGUAUUAUCCUUCGUAACAGCAUGGGCAGCGAUAACGAUAGUGACAUUGCACUGCUAAAAGAGGAUCCUAGUAUUCAUGACUGGGACAAGGAGGAGCUAGAGGACGAAGAGAAUGGAAGUAGUACGCCUGCAUAUGGCGGUGAACCGCUCUCUCUUCCAUUGGAGACUUCGCAGCGCAGAAAGUCCUUAGAAAAUGACAUCCGCCGAGCCGCCAAUGCCUCUGGAAAACCUACAGGUGCAUUGCCCCGUAGAAGACCAGGUCGAGAAGGCGAUAAUAGCUAUAAUAAUAGUUCUAAUGGUGAUGACAACGAGGACGAGGAUGACGAUUGGGAUCCAUUGCGUGAUCCGGAGAGGGAAAUUGCAGUAAUGAGCGAGGAUCAGGAAGCAGACCUCCAUAAUGUUCACCUCAGACUUGAAAAUCAACGUGAGUUUCAAGACGCCGCAAGUUUGGACCUUGGCGAGGCUGAGUCCCAGGCUGUGAAUGAGGAUGGACAAUACGGGGGCUCCAUCCAGGAGGAUGAUGAAGGUGAAGAUUUUUGGGAAAAUCGAUGAUCUGCCCCCUUUUUUCGACUCAAUGAUACACUGUAGCUUUUUUUCUCUUUCUUCUGUUUAUUUGAUGAUAAAAGCGCACUGAGAAUUAUUCAAGAUAUAGUGUAUACAUGUACAGCCUCAUGCUU
This is a messenger RNA of Lobosporangium transversale, 1825 nucleotides long. RefSeq lists its product as hypothetical. Lineage: Eukaryota; Fungi; Mortierellomycota; Mortierellomycetes; Mortierellales; Mortierellaceae. Bases 99 to 1700 code for a protein of 533 amino acids. The transcript is spliced from 2 exons. The record is from RefSeq and is a predicted model, not a curated record.